AUGAUGAAUAGUAUCCUUCGAAAACAAAUGAGCUCCAAGGUAGUAGCCCAGAUGCAAGCCAUCCGUACCACUUCGGCUGCCUCCUCCUUUCACUCCUCCGUUCCGUCUGCAGCGAAUGAGUAUCAUGGAACCACCAUUCUGUGCGUGCGCAAGAACGGCAAGGUCUGCAUGAUGGGUGAUGGUAUGGUAUCCAUGGGAAACAUGAUUGUCAAGCCCAACGCUACCAAAAUUCGUCGAAUUCUACCAAAGGGAAUAGAUGACCCGCAAAAGGGGACCCUUGUGGGAUUUGCGGGUGCCACUGCGGACGCCUUUACCUUGUUGGAACGAUUGGAGGGCAAAUUGGACGAAUAUCCCGGUCAGCUUUCUAGAAGCUGUGUUGAGUUGGCCAAGGGAUGGAGAACAGACAAAUAUUUGCGGCGUCUAGAAGCCUCCUUGAUUGUGGCCGACGAGAAUGUGUCCUUGGAACUUACAGGAAAUGGUGAUGUUUUGGAAAUGAAUGAUGGAGUAGUGUCGGUUGGGAGUGGAAGUCCUUUUGCACUUGCUGCUGCAAGAGCGCUAAUGAGCGUGGAGGAAAUGUCCGCUGAAGAAGUAGCCAGCAAAGCGAUGAAUGUGGCUGCCGACAUGUGCGUGUACACCAAUAAGGAAUUCCUUAUUUUAAACAUUGAUGCUUCGGAGGCAAAAGAAGAAUGA
Molecule: messenger RNA, 690 nt
Organism: Cylindrotheca closterium
Lineage: Eukaryota; Bacillariophyta; Bacillariophyceae; Bacillariales; Bacillariaceae
Source: the annotation of a GenBank genome assembly